GGCAUUUCACGCCUGAGCUUUCCCAAGGCACGUUAGAGGCCUAUGAGCAGCACCUGGUUUGGGACAUGAUCUGGAUAUCUAUGCGUUGAGAAAAUGCUCUGCGCUGUGAUCGCGGUGCUCUUCGCUCUGCUGGCUGCUGAAAGGGCGGCAAAUGCCACCAACAAGUGCACAGGCAACGCGUGCUUCAUUCUCCACGCAGAAAAGGAAAUGUUUGAGACAGCCAAAGAAAACUGCAACAAAAACGGUGGCCUCUUGAUUACAGUAAGAAACGAGACCGAUUUAGAUGCUGUGAAGUCAGUUCUUAAGUUAGCUGGGAAACUUUCGGUGCGAGAAAAAGUCUGGAUAGGACUGAAGCUUUCUAAAGGGAGUUGUGUGCUCAGUGACCAGGGGCUGUAUGGCUUCAGCUGGAUCUCUGGCAACCCGGAUUCCUCCUACACCAACUGGGGAAAGGAACCGACAAGCACGUGCACGGAGGAGCGCUGCGUUUCGAUCUCCACUUCAACCGAGGAGCUUAAAUGGAUCGAUGGAUCGUGUAAAGAGCGCGCGCUUUAUAUGUGUGUGUAUAAUUUUAGGGGCAUGUGUAAACCCCUGGUACUUGCGGGACCGGGAGAGGUUUCUUACACACAUCCAUUCUUAAAUGUGCCCCUUAAACCAGAUGGAGAUUUGACUAUGUUACCUCAUGCAACAUAUGCUGAGAUAAACUGCACUUAUUAUAGUGAUCUGAACACUCAAGCGGUGUGUACGGAAAGCUCCAAGCAGUUUGUUUGGGAAAAGCCCGGACCGUUUUGCGCCUCAGAUCAGCGGAGUUGCGAAAAUGGAAACGGAGGAUGUGAUCAGCUGUGUUUUAAUGAUCAUACCGGAGUGCGUUGUGGCUGUAAGGAGAACCACUACCUCGGAGACGAUAAAGUCACAUGUUUCCGUGAAGACGCUUGCCGCAAUUCUCUAUGCGAGCACAACUGCGCCUUAAAACCGACUGGCAUUGCGUGCACGUGUAAAGACGGAUUUGAGCUUUCCGAAAACAACGUCAGCUGCCAAGAUGUUGACGAAUGUACCAGAGACAUUUGCAAAGGUCAUAUAUGUCACAACAAACCAGGUUAUUAUGAGUGUGAAUGCAAGAGUGGCUUUAAGGAUGUUGAUGGAGUGUGCGAGGACAUAGACGAAUGCGCAGAGUCGGCCUGUCCGCAUCACGCCACAUGUCUCAAUUCCGAGGGCUCGUUCUCUUGUGACUGCUCCCCUGGUUAUAGAAAUUAUAAAGAGCAAUGUGUAGAUAUUGACGAAUGUCUGAAUCGGCCUUGCGAAGAUAUAUGCAGAAAUACGGACGGCAGCUACGCAUGUUCUUGUGGCCCGGACUUCCGCUUGGCUGAAAACGGCAUCAGCUGUGUUCCAGACGAAAAGCGCACAACAACUUCCCAUGAUUUCGAAAUAAUAUUGACUAAUGAACUGGAUCAGCAAAUAAUAACCACAAUUGAGCCACGUUUAAGCACCGAGACAAGCCACCAAGGCGUGCGCAAAGAUGGCCCCAUUCUCGGUUCCUGGGUGCUGGUGUACGCGUUGAGCGCUGUAAUCCCGCUUCUCCUGCUUAUUACACUCACCGCGGUUAUCGCAGUGCACCGCUGGAAUCGCUCACGCAAAGUCGCCAAGAAACAAAGCGUCAUUCCGGACAGCUACUGCUGGGUGUCUUCUGGAUACACACCUCCGUUAGAAACGCAGCGCAACAGAAUGGCAGCGCCUCGUUUAUUAUAAUGGGCUAUAUUAGACCAGAAAAAAACUUGGCUGUUGUUUUUUUUUUUUUUUUUAGAUUGCAAACACUUACUUCUACUUUGUGUUUUUAUCCCCCCACCAAAAUCUAUAAGACUUUGGUACAAGACAUUGUUUCUGUCUCACUGAACUGAACUACACAUCAACUCAACAUUGAUCAAUAACCCUUAAAUAACCUGUUAUAGCCUAAUGUUAUCAAAUAGCCCCCACAACACAACCUAUGAGUAUAAUAAAAUAAAUAAUGAUUGUUAAUAACUAAGCACUAAAUAUAGAUAUGGUUUUCAAACUGUGUAAGGGUCUACAGUCAUAUGUGCAGAUUACUUCUGCAGUCAAGAUUUUAAAAAUAAUGAUCUUUAAAAUCUUUCAAAGUGAUUCGAUCUUAAAGGUUCUACAGUUAAUGUGUGAAAAUAAUUUGUUAUAUGUUUUUAUAAAGACCCUUUCAGGAUUCCAUAAAACAAUGAGCAAAUUCUGUAAAUUUAACUUUUAAUUGAUUUGACUUUUUAAAACAGUUAUUUAAUUAUAACAAAAAGCUUAAUUGGCUGAUUUCAAUAAUUUUAUGAUUUAAAAUUAUAGUCAAUACCAAUUGUGAGUAAAGUCAUUUUCUUUAAGGAAGCUCCUUAACAUGAAAUAAAAAUUUAAUUGCAGUUCUAAUGAAACUAAGAUUGUUUACAAGAUAUGAAAUGAAUUAAGUCUAUGUUUGAGCGUAUUGUAACUGGUUUAGGUUGAGUGGGUGAUAUAUGUUCAGGAAUCAAAAAUCUGUAAUGGCUCAAAGCAAUGUACAUAAUAAUUGGAUUAUGAUAAUAAAAACAAUCUGAGCCUCAGCUAUAAA
Molecule: messenger RNA, 2587 nt
Organism: Clarias gariepinus (North African catfish)
Lineage: Eukaryota; Metazoa; Chordata; Actinopteri; Siluriformes; Clariidae
Product: complement component C1q receptor
Exons: 1
Coding region: 94-1743 (549 amino acids)
Biological process (GO): positive regulation of axonogenesis
Cellular component (GO): cytoplasm
Molecular function (GO): calcium ion binding
Source: RefSeq, a predicted model, not a curated record